Cuculus canorus (common cuckoo) is the source of this 5886-nucleotide messenger RNA. RefSeq names its product transmembrane protein 158 (gene TMEM158). Lineage: Eukaryota; Metazoa; Chordata; Aves; Cuculiformes; Cuculidae. The coding region runs from base 149 to 1078 and encodes 309 amino acids. Gene Ontology annotation, molecular function: peptide binding. The transcript has a single exon. The record is from RefSeq and is a predicted model, not a curated record.
CCCCUCGCCUGCCCCCACCCUCCUUCCCUUCCUCUCGCUUUCUCGGCGAGAGCGGCGUGCCUGCCUUUCCCAGAUGGCAGCCGGCAGCGCCAUGCAGCCUCCCGUUCCUCCUCCUCCUCGCCCUCCUCUCCGGCUCUAAGUCAAUGCCAUGCUGCCGCUGCUCCUCCCGGCACUGCUGGCCGCCUGCCUGCCGCCCUGCCAGGGCUGGAGCCCCUCGGCGGCUGCCAGCGGGCAGGAGGAGCCGGAGCAAGAGCUCUUCUUGCCCCCCGUCAACUCCUCCUCCCGCACCUUGGCCAGCCUGGAGAUGGACCUCGACGGGCCAGCGAGCAAAGAGGAGGGCAGCACCGGCAGCCCGGGCACGCCGGCUGCCCCUAGCCAGGAGCCUUUUCCUUCUGCUCCCACCUCCCCCGGGCAGCAGGGGCAGCAGCAGCAGCAGGGGCAGCAGCAGCAGCGUCCCCAGCCGCAGCCCGUCGAGGACCCGCACUGCAACAUCAGCGUGCAGCGCCAGAUGCUGAGCUCGCUGCUGGUGCGCUGGAGCCGCCCGCUGGGCAUCCAGUGCGACCUCCUGCUCUUCUCCACCAACAGCCACGGGCGGGCUUUCUUCUCCGCCGCCUUCCACCGCGUGGGGCCGCCUCUCCUCAUCGAGCACCUGGGGCUGGCGGCCGAGCUGCGGCUCUGCGUGGGCUGCAGCUGGGUGCGGGGCCGGCGGGUCGGGCGCCUGCGGGGAGCCGCACCCCAAGCCCCCGCCGCAGCCUCCUCCUCCUCCUCGUCCUCCUCCUCCUCGCUCUCCUACCCUCCGGCGGCCGAGCCCGGGCAAUACUGGCUGCAAGGGGAGCCGCUGAAUUUCUGCUGCUUGGAUUUCAGCCUGGAGGAGCUGAAGGGAGAGCCCGGCUGGCGGAUGAACCGCAAACCCAUCGAGUCCACCUUGGUGGCUUGCUUCAUGACUCUGGUCAUCAUCGUUUGGAGCGUGGCCGCCCUCAUCUGGCCGGUGCCCAUCAUCGCCGGGUUCCUGCCCAACGGCAUGGAGCAGCGCCGAGGGACCACCGCUGCCCCCACGGCCACCGCCGCUGCCAAGUAGCCUCUUCCCGUGCCCCCUCCCUCCUUCCCCGUCCUGUGAUGUGCAGGGAUGCCCCGGAGACGUGUUCUUUUUUUCCUCCUUUAAAGCGUGUCACGGGUGCCCUGCCCUGCCCUGGAGACGACCAAAUCCUGUGUGCUCCUUUUAUAUCUUUAAUAUCCGUUUUAAACGAACCUUUUAGUAAAAAAGAAGGGGAAAAAAAAGAGAACACCUCCCCCUCCCCUCCAAAAAAAAAAAAUCAACGCAGGGAAUAAAAGACCCUCCCCUUCAACCCCAAUUGUUGUAGUCGGAGUAGCUUUUUGUAUAUGAAGUACAGUUGGAGCGGGUUUUGUUCUUUAUUUACAAAGUCUCUUUUUUGCAGGGUCGAGAACCGAAGCAGUAUAUAUAUAUAUUGUUAUUGCUGAAGCUGAACUUUCCUGAACCUUUUUUUCACUGUAUUUCCCUGUUGACAGUGUGUAUUUAUUAUUGUAGCUCUGCGUUAUUUGGCUUUUAAUACAGAGGUUUUCUUUCUGGAGCUGCUGUGGCCUCUUGUGAGUCUGUUUUCGCCAGGGUGGAAUUGAGAGUUUGGCUGAUUUUGCCAUCUGCAAACUGCCUGUGAAGCUACUCUUUCCCCAUGAUGUUUCCAGGGUUGUUGGUGGAAAAGGGAGAAUCCCAGACCAUUUCCAAAUGAUGUUUGCCCUACUCGUACAGUUGAUUUAGGUCUUUAUACCUACAUUGGGGUUGAGUGGGAUGGGGAACGUCUCUCUGCCAGAUGCCCUCCAAGGUGAUUUACUUAUCACCGCUCCACAGACUGUGUCUUACUUCUUGGUUUGAGGUCCGGUGGUUUCAGUCCUGGGAAGAUGAGGCCCACUGUUUGAGAGGUGUUAAAAGCAGCGUAGGGACAAGUCUCUGACUUGCACAAAGUGCAUUCCUCCAAACCAGCUCGGAUGCAGAGCGUUUGUUGAAAGCACGGCGUUUAUCGUACCUCUUUUUCAACUAGCAGUCUGCAGGGUUGCUCACAGAAAGCCUGUGAGGUGGAGAGAAGGCAGGAGCUCCCAGUCCAGGACUAGAUUAAGUCUGCCACCAAGUAAGCAUGCAAAGAAGAGAGAUUUGCAAGAUUUUGUCUUUAUUGUUUGAGCAGACAGUUGCAUAGCCUGAAAUAUCAUUGGUUGUACAUGUCCAAAUAUUCAGCCUUAUAGCAUGUUGUUUCAUUUGCCUUAGAUGCAAUAAGUCCAGCUGAAGUUGCAAAAACCAAAAUGUGAGCUGAGUGAGAAGGAUUUUCAGUAGGAAUUCUCAUUCCUUUGUCAACAUCAAUUUAUUUAAUUUGUUAGGAACACGUGAGCUCACUUGGGGCUUAUUUGGCAUGUUUGUAAUAUUGUUUUCUUACCUGUGGUUUGUUGGAAAUAACUGGAUUAAAAGUCUGGAGGGAUUAAACUCUUAGGAAUUCUAUUUUUUAAAUUGAGAACAAAAUAAAAUAAAUGCAUGCCUGUGUGUAUGCUACCUGGAAAAAAAAGCAGAGGGAAAAAGAUUGACAAACAGCAGAAAUAAAUUAAGAUUUUAAAGUGUUCCAUGUUACUGGACUACCUCUACACCCACUGUUUCUCCUAUUGAUACACCCACUGUUGAUCUUAAUAAGCAUGUCACUUGAGUAAACAUUGCAGCAGUAUUGUUUUCAGAAAGUAGAGGAUCCAGUCACUGUGAGAAUUGUUCAUUUGACUUAUUGAUCUGAAGGGCAUCUUCCCCCAUAUGCUUAGUUUACAGAGCCCUACUUUUCUUUCCUUAAUGUGGGAAACGUAAUGUCAUUUCCACCUUGUGCAAGUCCUUUUAUGCACAGACACACGACGUACUAGAGAUCUGUUAUUUGCCUAUAAUGCCCUGUGUGAUAGAGAAGCUUCUUCAUGCUGACAGGCAAGGUUAGCAAGAGAAUGUGAAGCUGGAGUUAACACCCUCCUGAAAGAGAAAUGCUCUAACUAUGAAAUAAGCCUCAGAAGAGUUGCCGUGCCAAGAACGAAUUUCUUCUUUUAAGUGAAAAUACAUUUAGGCAUAGAGUUUCUUCUUUUGCGUGAGAUACUUUUAGGCAGAGAGUUCACAACUUCUGUGGGAAAUUUCGCUGGCUCUGUAGUGUACGGUGUGUAGAACUCACUGUCAUCCAUACAGCCCAUGCUUGAACUCACUGCUGGAAUCUCUUUUUUUGCUAAUUCUACUUUCUGCUGUUGGGUCUUUUUUAUUGAAUUACAUCAACAUAAGCAAGAUAAUGCUGUUACAGUCUGAAACAGGCAGCUUCAGCUAUUAAAGGGUCGUUAUUUGCAAUUCUUACACGUACCAAGAACAGUAAAACUGGUACAGAAUGGUUUUGGGGUAUGUCAGAUAUCUAACUUCUGCCAAUUUCAAUUGCCUCGUGAACAGGCAACACCACAGAGAAUAUUUUGCUACUUCACUUAAAAAGUGUGGUAGGGAUUCUCUUUAUAAAUACUCUUAUAAGUGGAGCUGCUGUUAUAAAAGGUGAAAUGUUUAAAACACAAGGAUGGCAUUAAAAAACAAACCAACCAACCAACCAAAGCCCAAAAGGCAAAUCUUGUCCAGAGUACGAAAUGCUGCAACAUUCUCAGGGAGUAGUGAUCUCAGAUACAAAAUGCAAAGAGCAUUUCCCAGAUAGGGAAAGUGUUUCCUUAGCUCACAGUAACCACCAGGGUAAGCAUGUUUGUUCCCUUUGCAGAGGGAAGAUAGUAGAUGUUUCUGGGCACAGAGAUUACCUAAUGUACAGUGUUUAUCCUGGACCGAACUCCCCAAACCCUUGGCUUUCAGCAAAGUGGCCGCAGGGUUUCUCCUGUAAAGAACUGAGUUGCGAGCUUUGGUGUAUGCUGCUAUUCUGCAUAGUUGUGCCCUUGGGCCCGAGUUUAACAGGGAAGUGAUUUAACAACUUUCACAGUCUGGAGUGUUGUUAUGGAAAUGCAUUAUGCAGACCGUGAACUUUUUCAGUCACCAUUACAUCUAGCACCAAGAACCCUGUUCCCAUAGCUGGGGCUGCUACUAUGACUUCAAACAACUGAUAAUUUUGAGCCACAAAAGACAAACACAACUUUUGCCUGCAUACAUGGGAAUUUAAUCUGAAUUAAACUGAGAAGAGUCAAGCCCAGAGCAAUAUAAAAAUGAUAGAUCUCCACACCAGCUAGCUUCAGAUUUCAACUCGAGACACCAGUAUGUGUAUUUAUUUUCUUUUUUCACUGGCAGUAGAUUUUUAUUGUCUCUUUACUGAGGAUGAUUCUAAGCCAUUUUUAUUUGUUUGGAUUUCUUUUUAAAACUACUGACUGGUACCAAGAUCAGCACAAGAAUGGAAUUAGUCAUCAUAUAUAAUCCUUCAUGUACUCAGGGAGGGUAUGUAUAUGCACAUAUAUACAUACAUCUAUAUAUUAGGACUUACUGUGUACAACAGAAAGUGGAAACAAAAGAGUGAAAAAGAAUGGUGAGAAACAAAUACUACUGAACAAGUAAUACUGGUUUUCGUUCCCUAAUUAUUUAUUGGGUAAUGCUUCCUAGCAAGUUAUUCUGACUUUAUUUAUGUAAUUGUGGCUUUUUUGGAAAGCAACGGAUACCUAGAAACAGAGGUGAUUUCUUGAUUUCCUUUUUAUGCAAUCCAACUAUAUUAUAGGGUUUUUUCUUUUUCACUCCAGGAACCCAGAACUCUCUCAGGGGAGAGAUAUCACAUUAGAAGACGAGGGUUGUAUGCUAGUGUUAGACUGGUACAUUUUUUUCUGUGUAUUCAGACCUCAGAACUGAAUCUUUCUCCCUCACAUACUUGCUUAGUUAUGUUUUAUAGCUCUAUCAGAAGCAGAAAUAUAUAGAUGGAUAUGUAGUUUUAGCAUGGACACAGUUUCGCUGUUAUUUACUGCCACAUUGAUUCCCGUAAUAAAACUAUAAAAAUGUAGUACAGUGUAAUAAUAUUUUUUGUAUUAUGUAAACAUGCUGUUGCUCAAUUUGUUAUUGAUGAUCAAGAGCAUUUUUGUGUGUCAGCAGGUACGUGGAUAUUUGGGGCAAAAUUGCCAUACUUGGAUAAACGUGAAAGCUGUUACUUAUUCCGGGCUUAGUUCAUCAGUGCUUUCGAUGAUUAAUCGGACUGCAACAGCAGUACUAUUUGUGCAGUGAAUAUUACUCAAUAUGAGUAAGGGCUACUGAGCCAAGCCCUAACAAAAACUAAUUAACCCCCUUACUUAGCUGAGUAAGUAUUAUUCAUCCUGACUUCCACUUGCUAAAUAAAAGUGUCUACAGGGCUGACAUUACAUGAUCCCAGGGGCUGAACAAGAGUCUAGUGAAAUCAAAUUGUUAACUGAAGUUUCAUGCGACCGAAGAUCAAAGAAUCUGUUUUAAACUUAUAUCUCUAGAUAUAAGAGUAGGUAUUGCUUUCUUGUUACUCUCUGUUUUUUAUACACAUAGUUCAUAUAUCCAAAGCCAGGAUUUCUCAGUCCAGUGUAGGGACUUGUAGUUUGGAAAUUGUCUUCUUUCUGAAGCUAGUGUGAAAACUGCCAGUUAUUUUCUGAGGAGUUUUACUGAAUAAAUGUGUUUUUUCCCCAACAUAUUUAAUAUUGACUUUUCAGAAAACAUUUUAAUGAUUAUGAGAAUAUGUGUAAAUAUGAAAUCCUAAAUGUAUUUGGAUUUCAAAACAUAAAAAAAUCUCUUUAAGCAGUAAUCAAUUUUUAAAAGCAUAUAUUUAAACAAAAACAUUGGUUUCCAUUUCAUCCCCCUUCAAAAGUAGAACAUUACAAUGAAAAUCAGAGGUGCAUGUGAGUGUUUUACCUUGCAAAAGUGAUUUUGGGGGGAAUUCCCCCCCCCAUUUA